AUGAAUGGCAGUAAUGGAAAGAAAAAAUCCAAAUUUCAGACUUUCAAGAACUUCUUUGCCAAGAAGAAAAGGAAAGAGCCUCCACCUCCCAGGGGAGAGAGUAAUUUAAAACCUAGCCAGUCCAGCAGCGAUGUCAGCAUCUCUGUGCUCGACACUACUGCACUUCAUUCACCAAAGGAGGCUGGGCCCAAAGGAAGCAUGGGAAACAAAGCCUUGUCCCAUGACAGCGUCUUCAUUUUUGAGACUGCACCAGGAAAUGUGGCAGGUGAUACGUUGUCUCAGGAAAACAUACCUGGAAGAGUGAAAACUUUGCAGCUUCAGUUGCAGCAGAACAUCAGACUUGGAUCGCCUCCUCUUGUUAUAACUGGAAAGAAACUGGAAGAUGCAGGUGCUGUUUCUGAAGAUGAUGGUUUACCUAGAAGCCCUCCUGAAAUUUCAACCCUUCAUGAAGUUCUGACAGAUUCACCAAGCAAGUCCUCCAACCCCGUUCAGCGUCAUAGCUCUUUGAGUUUAGGCGGGACAGACAGUGAAGAUGAACAGAUACCUUCUGGAGCUUCCUCCAGACCCAUCAGUCCUUCAUCCUCUGCUGCUCUGGGGGCCGCCGGCUCACGAGGCAGCAGCUGCCUUCCUGUUGACUUCACCAUCCCUGCCAGUCCCUUCGGCUGCCUGGACACCUCAGCAGCCAGGCACAGGAUUGCCAUAAACCCCCGGAAACAGAAAGGCUUUACCAACAAGAAUCAGCAGACACCCCAGGUGGAACAGCUGGAAAAUGAAGCAUGUCUUCCUGCAACUCCAGAAAAGAAGGGAAAUUCAACAGAAUUACUUGAGAGUGACCAGCAUAAAAGUGAUUGGGAAGGAUUAUCAGCCCCAGUGGGAUAUUGUGCAACGGGAGGCAGUUCUAAGGAGAUGCCAGGUGUAAAAAGUCCCACUGAUGCUGCCCAUGACUCUUGUGAUUCCACACUUGUGGCAGAAGACUCUUGUGCUUUGCUGCAAGAGGAUGCAUGCCUUCCAGACAUGGACCAUCACUAUAAAGCAGCUGCACCCCUUCUGAGACCUGAGCCUUCUCCAAUGAACCUGGAGGAACACCACAGUGCAGAAGUGUCGUACUGUUCAGAUGAGUCUGCUAAUGAAUUGAAAUUACAUCAGCAAAAUACCAAUACUGAAGUAUCUGCACUUCCAAAAUUGCAACAAGUUGAAGGAGAAGCUAUUGUGUUUCCAGACAUACUAGCAGCUGACUUGUUUAGCAAUGGUGUAGAAACAGAGGGCAUAGAUACAUUGGCAGACAUUGCACAAAGGUCCUCAGUAAAUUCUGUGGACCCAAACAUCAAAGACCAGGAAAAGGGGGAUCCAUUGUUUAUUGGCAAAGUAGAAGCCUGCUUGGGUACUAUUGAGAAUCAUUCCAAUCACGCUGUCUCAGAUACUGCACCAAGCACUUCACAGGUUGCGGUAGCCGAUUCAGAGUCUUCUUCUGACAUCAAGACAGUGGCUGUUUUGAAGCCUGAAAACAGUUCAGGAACAAGUAAUUACAAAGAAACUUGUGAAAUAAUGGAAUUUCAGUCAUCCAAAGGCAAUGCAGAAAAAAAGGUAGACACCGCUGCAUCUGUCUUGGAAGCAGGUUGCAUGCUACCUCCUAGUAAAUUGGAAGUAGGUUUUAAAGCAGAAACUGUUUCUGUUUCAAAGGGUAGCCAAGGCAGUCAACAGGCCAAUACAUCAUACAUUUCUGAAAAACUUUCCAUUGGAUGUCUUGCCUCUUCAAGUUUGGCUGGCUUGAAGAGUAAUAUCUCUUCUGAUGAUGACAAUAAGGAGUACCAGAUAAGCAGUACAGCUUCUCCCAGAAAAACAGUGGAAGACAGUCGACCUUCAGAUGAAAAUGUAAAAAGUCCACUGAAGACUGCUGCUGCUAAACCAGUCAGAUUUACCAUUGCCCCAGCAUGGCAAAGAUCUCUCUCAGGGGGUUCAAAUUCAAAGGAGGAUUCCUAUACCAGAAGUUCCCCAACGUCCCCUAUAAGACCAGAGUUGUUUGAAGGAAUGACAAAAGAACACGCACGUUUUGAUGCAGUCAUCCAGGAAUCGGCAAAACCCAACUCAUAUAGAUUUGAUCAAGAUUGUAAGGACAGUGAUUUGCAUUUGAAUUCGUCUAUGGAGUGGGCUGACCAUGAAGCACGAAAUGUUGAAAACCCUUUUGGGGUCAGACUAAGAAGAACAUCUUCUUUACUAAAAUAUCAGAAUGAAAGCCGUGCUGAGUCUCCAAAGCUGAUCUCCUCAGCUGUUCCCACUGCUUCUUCUGCUUCAAUCAAGGAGGAUCAGAAAUCGGUGGGCACCGGGAAGUCACUUGCGGGCCUUCCUGUCAGCACAAAAUCAUUUGUUAAAAAAACAGAUCUCCUAGAAGACAAAAAUCCUCCCAAGACAAGAUCAGAAGAAGUGGCAAAGAAGCAAAAUGGUCAUAAACCUUCAGAAAAAGUCUCCUCUCCACAUUUGGAAACUGCUUCCUCUGAACCAGCUUGGGUCUCCAUGGCAAAACUAAAACAAAAGGGUUUCCAGGACCACCCUCUUGCCAAAGAACAUAAAGCUGAAGACAAAGCUUUGACCAAAGUGGAUCAAGAGGAGCAAGGGAUCUGUGCUAGUGAGAACAUACUGAAGAAGAAUACGCCUUCCAGCUUGAGCUCUCAGGACACGAAAAUGCAAGUGAAGACCAAUGUGUCUGCUACAGCAGGUAAAGUUGGACCUAUUGCUCAGGAAGCAUCUGUGAUUCCUGCUGUUGAAAAGGAAGCAAGACACUCCUCUAACCUGCCAAUGACACCAUGCAGCCCUGCUGAACCUCCGUGGCUAUCCCUGGCCAAGAAGAAAGCCAAAGCAUGGAGUGAAAUGCCCCAGAUUGUACAAUAGCAAAUGACAUGAGCAUCCUUCUUUGUAUUGCCAAUAGCUGCGUUAACUCCAUUUAAUCCCUUCUUUACUGUGACCAUUUUUUUGAGAAAUAAGAGCCUUAAAACUUUUGAUCAGACUGUUAUAUGUAAAUACACAAUGAAGAAAUGCCAUGGCAGGCUUAAUUUGAAGUAUUAGAAAGCUGAGCAUUUCCUACUACCAAAUACUAGAAAAAUUUGAUCAAUUUGUUAUAUCCUUACACAUCUGACAGUAAGGUUCUAAGAAGACAUGCUUCAGGCUUUUAAAACAUUUCCCUUGCAAAAUAUGUUUUUAAAGUUUCCGCAGGCCAUACAGUAUUUUGUGCAAUGUGGUUUUGGCUAAGAAAUUAAUGUAUGCUAUAAAAUAGAUAUAAUGCUGGGCACUGACACAUCAUGACUCAUGGGCAUUGAUGUCAUCACACUUCUUUCUCUAAUGCUCUGGGAUGGGCAGUCUAACUUUGCUUCUGAUUGUUAAUGGAUCUGUUUUGUGAUAGCUAUAAGAUCUAAACAGCAUUGUGAGUUGGAGUAAUUCUGGCUUUUGGGUGGUUUGAAGUCACAACACUGUGGGUCUUGUGCUUUGCUCGUUGAUGCCCGCUGGAGUGGCCCAGAGCCACACACCUGUUCUCUCCCAUGCACUGGAAAACCACCACACUCUAGCAUAUGCUCUGCUUUUGGUUACACCUUUGGCAAUCUGCGAUAAUUUGGGCAUUCUACCAAAAAAAAAAGUCCUUUCUUUAAUUAUGGCAAAUAGUGAUUUAUUUUUUGUGAGAUUCCUCAGCCAAUUAUCUCUCUUAAAGAGUGAGUUGGAAAUGGGAACUAUUUGCUACCUAGAAGGUGGCGUCUUGUUUUCAACAAAUGCCACUUUACUCUCCAUGUUCAUGUGGAUGUGUAUUUAGUCAGUUGUAUUUAAUAUUAGUGAUAAAAGGGGCAUCUGCUUUCCUCUUUGCCUCAUCAGUCUUUAACUAGCAACUUGACAUCAGCCUAAGAAUGUGCAGCUGGGAAAGGAUUAUUCUCUCAGGGCCUGGCCUUGCAGUCACUUACGUUGACAGAAGUUUUGCUAUUGACUUUGAAGGAAGCGGACAUUUGAAAAAGCAGCUUUGUAAAAUGAUGUUAGUAGCUUAAGCGGCAGUGGCACGUACCGGUCCUUUUCAGUUUUUGCAGCAUUGCGCAUUUAUGUAGUUUUUGUUUACAGUCAGUGCAAAAUUUGAAGGCUGACUUGGCUGAUGGACAGUUUUUAGCUGGAAAGUUGGUAGGUAUUUUUAAGGAAAAAAUUAUCUAUUGAUAGGAUUAACUGCAAAUCAAAAAUUUGGUUUCAGAUCAGCUCAAGCAAGACUUUAAUCUUCCAGUCUUGGCCUGAAUUUAAUAUGUAGCUCUUGCAAUUUGAAAACAGUAUUAAUUAGGAGCUAGACUGUGAUUUUUAUUUUUUUUUUAAUAUAGGUGAAAACUUACUCACCCAGGUAGGCUCACUGAAGCUGUAGAUACUGUUUAUUUUAUACUAACACCAGAAAGAGUAAGAGCUUCACAUUGGCUUGGUAAUCCAUGCCUAUUUUACUACUUGUUUUUUGCUAUUUUAGGAAGCAUAUCUUCUCUUACAAAGAAGUGAAACAUUUGUAUUUCUCUGAAACUUUUGGGUGUAAUGUAAAUGAACAUACUCAGUUUUGAUUCCUGAAGUUUUGUACAGCUGUCAUCCCACCACAAGCUUACUGACCCUGUGUAAAAUACGUGCAUUUCUGUAUUUGACAAAUUCUCUUCUCUUUUUAUUAGCGUGGAUUGUGAUCCUUCAACCAAAGUACUGCAAAUGAUACUAGAAUCUCUCUUUCCCUGUGUUUGCUUUUGAUCUUAAUAUUGUCUGUCUUUUAUGUUUCAUAUGUAUAUAUGUUUUUGUAAUCCUUGUCUUGAAGGGAACCCCUUUUGUAUUCUAUUCCCGUAUUUGGUUUACGAUUAAAUGCCAUUGUCAGUGAUGAUGAUAUAAUUCCUGGGAAGAGUGAUAGAUUGCCCUGGAAAAAAUAAAAGAGGUCUUUG
Molecule: messenger RNA, 4922 nt
Organism: Gavia stellata (red-throated loon)
Lineage: Eukaryota; Metazoa; Chordata; Aves; Gaviiformes; Gaviidae
Product: KIAA1210 ortholog
Exons: 11
Coding region: 1-2886 (961 amino acids)
Source: RefSeq, a predicted model, not a curated record